AUUAUAAUUUUAAAAAAUGUUGUUUAAUAUUAUUAUAGUUAACAUCUUAAUUGGUGUUUCAUUGCAAACACCGACUAAACACCAAAAUGUGGAUCAAAUGAUAGAUUAUAUCAACAAAGUUCAAAACUCGUGGACAGCUGGCAAAUAUUACGACAAUGACUUUAAAUUGGAUGAUCUUAAGGUCAAAUUAGGUGUUUUGCCACUCGAAGAACAAAUACUUGAGACACAACCGGAACCAGACUAUGAAAACAUAGAAAUACCCGAAUCAUUUGAUUCCAGAGAUAAAUGGCCAAAAUGUCAAAGUAUUAAAGAGAUCAGAGAUCAGGGAUCUUGUGGUUCGUGUUGGGCUUUUGCAGUGGUUGAAGCCAUCUCUGACCGCAUAUGUGUCGCAUCGGAAGCCAAACAACAGGUGGAGAUAUCGGCAGAGAACCUGUUGGCCUGUUGUGACUCGUGUGGCUUCGGCUGUAACGGUGGUAUGCCUGAGAGCGCGUGGGAAUACUACGUAAGCGAUGGUCUCGUAAGUGGUGGUCUUUAUCAAAGCAAAAAGGGUUGUCAACCCUAUUCUAUAGCCGCGUGCGAACAUCACACAACUGGCCACUACCCGCCGUGCAGUAAAACAAUUGUGGAAACACCCGAAUGUCACGAGGAGUGUAGAACCGGCUAUAAUGUUAGCUAUACUCACGACAAACACUACGGUUCAAAAGCAUACGCUGUAUCCAGAACUGCAAAAGCUAUACAAACAGAAAUUAUGACCAAUGGACCCGUUAGUGCCGGUUUCACGGUUUAUGAAGAUUUCCUGACCUAUAAAUCAGGUGUCUAUCAUCACGUGACCGGUGACGCUGCCGGUGGACAUGCCGUCAAAAUCGUCGGUUGGGGCGUUGAUAACGGUGAAGACUACUGGCUUGUGGCCAACUCAUGGAAUGAAGACUGGGGUGAAAAAGGCUUCUUCAAAGUCCGAAGAGGUAAUAAUGAGUGCGGAUUUGAGAGCAGAAUAAAUGCCGGAUUACCUAAAGUCUAAAUAUUUUGCAAUUUAAUAAUUUGUUACAUAUUUUAUAAUAUUAUGUAAUACAGUAUUYAAAAUAAUUGUAWUUCCUAUUACAUUAAAAAUUAUUAAUAAAUUUAUCA
Oppia nitens is the source of this 1125-nucleotide messenger RNA. RefSeq names its product cathepsin B-like. NCBI's taxonomy places the organism in Eukaryota, Metazoa, Arthropoda, Arachnida, Sarcoptiformes, Oppiidae. Gene Ontology annotation, molecular function: cysteine-type endopeptidase activity. Bases 17 to 1018 code for a protein of 333 amino acids. Gene Ontology annotation, cellular component: lysosome. The record is from RefSeq and is a predicted model, not a curated record. Gene Ontology annotation, biological process: regulation of catalytic activity. The transcript has 4 exons.